AUGCAGACCAGGAAGAAGAAGUUUCAUUUUGAUGCAUGUGGUUCUGCAGAGUUUGUGGUCGGGAGAAUUUCUUUCACUGUGAAAAAUGUGGCUAGAUCUGGUAUAGAUUAUGAGUCCCAUUUGGUAAGGCACGGCCAAAUGAUACUAUUUGAAGCUUCAAAGAACUACACCGUAUUACAAGAGGAACCGUGCACAUUUCAAAAUAGGAGUUCGUUUUUCUGUGUACUAGAGAUUGAUGUCUCAGAUUACGAGGUACGCACGUCUCUGUUCAGGGUUAAUGAUCCAGUUGCACUGAAGCUUCUUAACAAGGCUGGAGAAAUGCCUUCUCUAGAACCUCCGGAGGAUGAGAGYAUUAGAACCUUGUAUGUGGGCGGUCUAGAUGCUCGAGUYGCCGAGCAAGAUCUUCGGGACAACUUUUAUGCUCAUGGUGGAAUUGAAUCCAUCAGAAUGGUGCUACAGCGAGCAUGUGCAUUUUUAACCUACACCACCAGAUUGUUGAUGUAUUAUGGUAAACUAAUCCUAUGGAAUACUAAACUUGUAGUUACCGAGUGGUAUUUCUGA
This is a messenger RNA of Momordica charantia (bitter melon), 561 nucleotides long. The record is from RefSeq and is a predicted model, not a curated record. Lineage: Eukaryota; Viridiplantae; Streptophyta; Magnoliopsida; Cucurbitales; Cucurbitaceae.